UUAUAUGUUGCGAGUUGAAUCUCUCAAACGAAGGAAGGUGAAGAGCAACGCAUUGUAGUAGUCACCGUCAUGACUUCACUGGAUCCUCCUUCGUCGAUCCUGUUGAGCCCAUCGUCGCAAACCUGAUGUCGAUUCUAGGCCUCAGCCCUCUCUCAGCAUUGGGCUUUGGGAGGACGAAUACGAAUGAAUGAGCAUGGCUUCUUUAUCGAUGCUAGGUCGGCAGUUGUCGACCCGUGGAUCAAACUCGAUAGGUACCUACCUCUGCCCGGAAAGGGGCCCAGCAAGGUAUUCCAGGUGCGCCCUAAUCACCUGGUUGGGCGCUUCUACCAGUUGACCACAUGCUUGCAAUGAUGAAGUCACCUUCAACAAACGCAGGAGCGUCGGGUGUCCGCUCUUUCGUGCUUUCAAGACCGGACGCAGUCGACGUCUGCGCUGCGCCCCCGCUAGACUCUGCUUGGGCAGUAGCCACCUCGAGCAGUAGCCACCAGUUGACGCUUGUGCCAGGCGAUCCUGUGAUGGCUCCAGCGCCGUUCCACGUCACGCACAAUCAGCCACUUUCAAGGCAGAGAAUCGAAUCAAAUAUAAAUGACAAGGACCAAGUCUAAUUACACAUAUUUGUUCCAUCAGCGCCGCCAUUCAACGGAACUCUCUGCCUCCUUCAUUACACUGUUAUGAUCCUGUCUGGCUGCAGACAUCAAACAGAAACGCUGCACUGUUUUCCAAACUCGCACAUCACUCCACCUGACUCUGUCAAUCGCUAAAGAUCAUGUCGCUUGAAACCUGCAUCAACAUGGAUGAGCCAGAGGGUGCCAGGAUGACUUCUUGCGAGGAAGACAGCGAGGAGACAAAUGCAGGAACGGAGAAGUCUCCCGCUAUGGUUGUGUUCAAGUCGAAGAACCUGCUGUGGGCAGCUUUCGUUCUCAUCUUGUGCCACAGAAUCUUGCUACUCCUCAUCGACGCGGUUGUGCUCGGCCUAAUGCCAGGCCUCAUACUUUCCGAUUCCUCCGGUUCUGGUCGCAGUGUCCUAUCCGUCUUACCUGUCGUUAUUGGAAUAUCGAGUGGCGUUCUCCGGCUCCCCAUGGCCAAAAUCAUCGACUCAAGUCCUCGUGCAUCGGGCUUUAAUCUGCCGUGGAUUGCGGCCCAGCUGGGUGUGCUCAUCCUGCAGCAGGCUUCAACCCUAGCAGGGGCAACCACUGGCUCUAUACUCUACGGAAUCGGUUCGAGCGGCAUGGACUUCAUCUUGACAGUCAUUCUAGCGGAUAUGACCUCGAUCAAGAACAGAGGUCUUAUCUACGGCAUCUAUACAAUCCCUCUUAUCUUGAGGACUUUGGCAGCACCACACAUUGCACAACUUGAGUUGCUCGAAUCGCGGAUCCACAGGGAAGAGGCCUUGGGUAUCUGCGCUAUCACUAUGUGCGCCGUUUGCUUCACCCUGACUCUUCUAUUUCCCCGAGCUCGCUCCAUCGCCUCGUACAAAGAGGAACAGGGUGACACCAAUUCGACCACCGGCACCGAAGAAAAGCCCAGAGUCCUCGACGCCCUGAGGCGAUUCGUGGUUGCACUAGAUAUUCCAGGCGUCAUUCUUGCAAUAACUGGGAUCAGCCUGCUUCUACUCGCGCCCAACCAUGUUCCUGGGACCCAGGAGGGCUGGUCAGCGGGGAUCUUCUCGGCCCUGCUCGUUCUCGGAUUCUUUAGCAUUUCGCUCCUUUAUCUCUGGGAGUACUACUUGGGUCCCGCCACUUAUUUUCCCAAGUCCUUGAUUAAGGAUUCGAAUUUCGUUGGAGGUUGCGGGGUGGCCACGUUGACGGCCGCAUCCAUCGCGUGCUGGAGCUCUCAUGUCAGCUCGUAUCUUCAAGUUGUGGGAAACCAAACAAUGGCUGACGCCGACUGGGUUUCCACCACACAAAUUCUAGCCUUCGCGUUCUCGGCACCAUUAUUUGGGCUCUACGUUCAGCAGACAGGGAAGUACAGGUCUCUGGCCGUGUGUUCCGGUGCCUGCCUGUUAACUAUGACCAUUGCCCAUAUUUUCCACUUCCACGGAGGAUGGGCCUGGACGGUUUCCCAGAUACUUGUCGGGAGCGCGGAGAGUGCGCUCCUCCUUCUCAGCCAACUGGCGAUCAUGGCUUUCGUCGACCACGAGAACGUCGCCAUGGCCCUUGGUAUUUGGGGCACGUUCGUUUCAAUAGCCGUAGGCAUCGGCUCUACCGCCGCCACGACGGUAUGGACGUAUGGUCUAUGGACCCUUCUUCCCGCCGACAGCGAGGAUCUCAUCCCCGAGCCGCUCGCCUUUCUGGAGAAACAGAAGCAGUACCCACUGGGGAGUACGACCCGGAAUGUUUUGGUAGCAGCCUACGAAGAAUACCUGCAGAAUCUGCUCAUCGCAGCUCUGUUCAUCGCAGGAUUCGCUUUCUUAUGCGUGCUUUCGUGGAAGAACAUUAAUCUUCUGAGGGAUACCAGAGAUGCAAAAAGAGCAAGAAGGGCUGGAGGCGUGAUAUGGUAA
Diaporthe batatas is the source of this 2500-nucleotide messenger RNA. RefSeq lists its product as uncharacterized. The coding region runs from base 767 to 2500 and encodes 577 amino acids. The record is from RefSeq and is a predicted model, not a curated record. Lineage: Eukaryota; Fungi; Ascomycota; Sordariomycetes; Diaporthales; Diaporthaceae. The transcript has 4 exons. Gene Ontology annotation, biological process: transmembrane transport. Gene Ontology annotation, molecular function: transmembrane transporter activity.